UCUUAGGCCCAAGUACUUUAACCCAACCCCUUAACAGGUUGAAGGGAGAGGGGGCAAGCAAAGCAAAGGGUGGGUUGCAGGUCUUCUUCCUCUUACGCAGAGCCAUGGAAAGCGAUGACGACGUUGACAUGCACGCAGCCGACGCCAACGAAGAAUUGGAUGACACGAAGAAGCGCUUGAAAGAGAUGGAGGAUGAAGCUGCUGCUUUGCGAGAGAUGCAAGCCAAGGUCGAGAAGGAAAUGGGAUCUGUUCAAGAUCCUGCAACUGCUUCUGCGAGUCAGGCCAAUAGAGAGGAAAUAGAUUUUCGAUCAGUCUUUGUAGGCAAUAAGAAAACAGACAAUGGCUCUGGCCUCAUCUUCAGCAUCCCUUAUCACGAUCAAGGUCAAGGUCAAGCCUUGCAUUUUAGGGUCUCCGAGGAGAUCCGUCGUUGUUCGGAAUUGCGCCAAGCCGACGUGUCGCCGAUAGCGACGAGCUGGAAAGUUGAUAGUUGGAGGAUGAAGAAGGCGCUUCAGCUUCCGGAGUACCCUGAUGCGAAUGAAUUGGAUCAAGUUCUCGAAACCCUUUCUUCUUUUCCCCCUAUUGUGUCCGCCGGUGAGGCCAGGAAUCUGGAGGAGAAACUGGGUCAGGCUGCGAUGGGAAACCCUUUUCUCCUUCAGGGCGGGGAUUGCGCUGAGAGCUUGAAGGAAUUCAAUGCGAACAACAUCCGUGACACCUUCCGUGUCCUCCUUCAAAUGGGUGUCGUCCUCAUGUUCGGUGGUCAAAUGCCUGUUAUCAAGGUGGGGAGAAUGGCUGGUCAAUUUGCAAAGCCAAGAUCAGAUCCAUUUGAGGAUAAGAAUGGAGUGAAGCUUCCUAGUUACAGAGGUGACAAUGUGAAUGGCGAUGCAUUCAAUGUGGCAUCCAGAAUCCCCGAUCCACAGAGGAUGGUUAGAGCUUACUGCCAAUCUGUGGCUACUCUGAACCUCUUGAGGGCGUUUGCCACAGGUGGUUAUGCUGCCAUGCAAAGGGUUAACCAAUGGAAUCUUGAUUUCAUGGCGCAUAGUGAACAGGGGGACAUUUUUUUGCUGUGGGCAAACAGGUACCGUGAAUUGGCUCAUAGGGUAGAUGAGGCCCUUGGGUUCAUGAAUGUUGCCGGGCUCACAUCCGAGCACCCAAUCAUAAGUACAAGAGACUUUUGGACCUCCCAUGAGUGUUUGCUUCUCCCUUGUGAACAAGCACUUACUAGGGAGGACUCCACUACAGGGCUUCAUUAUGAUUGCUCAGCUCACAUGCUGUGGGUUGGGGAACGUACCCGCCAACUUGAUGGUUCUCAUGUUGAGUUCUUGAGAGGAGUUGCUAAUCCACUUGGCAUAAAGGUGAGUGAUAAGAUGGUGCCAGACGAACUUGUCAAACUGAUAGACAUUCUCAACCCUAAAAACAAGCCAGGCAGAAUUACAGUAAUUGUUAGGAUGGGAGCUGGAAUAUGCGAGUGAAGCUUCCUCAUCUUAUCAGGGCAGUUCGCAGAGCAGGACAAAUACAUAUUCGGUCAAGAUAUAUAUUUCUGUUUUGAUGCAAUAAGAGCUGAGUUGAGGACAUUCUUUGGUGGAGGGCAUGCAAGUAGCAGUUCAAGCAGUGAUUCAUCAUCGUCAAGUGCAUUCCUCGCCGCCCUCGACGCCACCGUGAGGUUGCUGAAUGCAUUGUGGAACACUUGCUCUUCGUCCAUUGGUCUGAAGAUUCUUGCUGAAUUUUCUUGUAUCUUCUUUUUCGGGAAAAUCGUCUCUCCAGCAUGAUAUUCAAGUACAUGAAGUAUAAAAAGAGGGAAGACAAAACAGCAAUGGUAUGCAUGUAAUAAGACGAAAGAACAAAGCAAAAUGAAAACUCCCGAAGAACAAGAGAACAACGUAUCCCACUGAUAGAGAUGGAACAUUGGCCUGAGGCUGAGGCAGUGUUGGAAAUGAAGGCAAAGGUGGCAAUGUUGGGUUAGUCAAAGAGGGAAUGCCUCGUAAAUUUGGUGUUGUUGUUUGCAGGAGAUGACGAGCUGCCAGCCCAAUAUCAAUGCUUGAGAACACAGAAGUGAAUAAGGAAAACUGUUCACCAAUACUCUCUUGUUAGGUAUAUUGUGAGGUUGAUCUACUUGAAUUUCUGACUAAGGGAAAGAAACAGAAAAAUUAAAGAGUUUGAAGAGUUAUAUAUCUUUUUAGUUAUAAAAUUUUGACGUAAAAUUAAAACUUGUAAAU
Messenger RNA from Vigna radiata var. radiata (mung bean), 2213 nucleotides. Its product is annotated as phospho-2-dehydro-3-deoxyheptonate aldolase 2, chloroplastic. NCBI's taxonomy places the organism in Eukaryota, Viridiplantae, Streptophyta, Magnoliopsida, Fabales, Fabaceae. The coding region runs from base 105 to 1469 and encodes 454 amino acids. Gene Ontology annotation, biological process: aromatic amino acid biosynthetic process. The transcript is spliced from 10 exons. Gene Ontology annotation, molecular function: 3-deoxy-7-phosphoheptulonate synthase activity. The record is from RefSeq and is a predicted model, not a curated record.